AUGACAACAAAUACACAUUAUCGUAUUAUUGGUGAUAUAAGAAUUAAAAAAAAAGUAUCAACAACUGGAAAAAGUAAAGGAAGAAAAGUUGAUAUAACUUAUGGUAAAAAUGAAACAAAUUUUGAUGAUAUUGCUAUUAUUCAAAAGCAGGAACUACUUACACCUAAUACACCUUGCUUUGUUGUUGAAGUUCAUAAGUGUGAUCCAAAUGCAAUAAUAUCUGUUGGUAUUGCAUCAUUAGAUAUUGAUAAACAUGCAGGUCAAUACAAUAAUUCUCUUGGUUAUCAUAAUAAUACAGGACGAAUAUAUUCAUCAUGGAAAAUUUAUGCAAAUACACUUGGACUUAAAUAUGGUAAAGGUAAUACGGUGGCAAUGUAUGUAACUUAUUUUGGUGAACAUCUUUCAACUGUACUUAUUUUUUAUGAUAAUUUUCCAAUAGCUACAAGAUAUCAUUUUGAAAGCAAUAAAAAUCGAUAUUUUCCAACAAUAACAUUUUCUGGUGGAUCUGCUAUUAUUUCAAUUCUUUGGCCAGAUUCUGUCGAACAAUUACCUUCUAUUACUGAUAUGCCUAUAUCUCAAUGGAUUCGUGGACCAUUAAUUAGUUAUAAUUCAAAUACAGGUUUUUUUGAAAAUCGUGCUAAAAUAGAAGAUCUACCAAUUCAAUCACCUAUACCAUUAAGUAAAUCAUUUCGUUAUUUUAUUGUUAUACAAGAAGAACUUUCACCAAUUGAUGGAAAAGGUGCUAGUGUUGGAUUAGCUACUUGUUCACCUUUAAAACCAACACCAACAUGUUCAUUAAUGAAAGAUUAUUAUACAUGGUUUUCUAAAACGAGAAUGAAAAUUGGAAAUUCGAUUGGUUGGGGUAUUUUUUAUGAUGAAAAUUGUCAUGAUGAUAAAGCUGAACAAUUAUGUCUUGUAUUUGUUAUGUUUAAUAAAUUAAUAGUUGAUGCUCUUUUUGUUUUACAACCUGAAGGUGGUUUUGUUCCAAUUGUAUUACUUCAAUCAUAUGCAACAAGGGUAUCAAUUGAAAGACAUGAUAUAUUAACAAUAGAGGAACUUGAUAAAUUACAAGGAUUUUAUACACAAAUGUUAAGACCAGCUAUGGAAAUUUUUCGAAAAGAUAAAGAUGAACGAUUUUUAUCAGAACAAUCAUUUCGAAAAAGUGAACAAGUUUUACUUAAUAUUGAUAAUCAUUUAUGUCGUGUUUCAAUUCCAAAAACUGAAAAUAGUAUUCAUUAUAUACAAUUUUGUCAACCAUUAACUUAUGAACGACGUUUCUUUUUUGUUGAAUUAGAAAAUAUUAGUAAACAAUGUCAAAUAACAAUUGGUAUUGCUUCAUCUAAACAUGAAUUUAAUGUAGCACCUGGUAUUAUUCAUAAUACAGUUGGUUAUAAUUCUUAUACAGGUAAAUUAUAUUCAAAUCGUAAAGAUACUGGAAAUAUGCAUGGACAAAAAUGUAAUAAAGGUGAUACAAUGGGUGUUGAAAUUGUAGUAUUUGAUAAAGAAAUGAGUGUUGUAUUAUUCAGUAAAAAUUUUCGACCAAUUGGUACACGUUAUUUAACAUUAAAUGAUUAUUCACAAUAUUUUCCAACAAUACUUAUUGAAAAUAAUGGAGAUCCUGUUGAAUUAUUAGUUUAUUGGCAAACAAGAAUUUCUCUACCACCAUAUUAUAAUAUAACAAAUUCAGAAGAUUGGUGUGUACCAGAUGGAACAAAUAUUGAUUUAAAAGAAAAUAUGUUUAUUUUACCACAACAUCUUGAUCAUUCAUUAUGUAUUCAAGCUCCUAUUAGUUUAAAUAAAAAAUAUCAUCAUUUUGAAAUUGUUCUUUUGGAAAAAUUUAGUGAUAGUGAACCACCACCUGCAAUUGCAUUAUGUACGGCUGCACCAAUUGAUCCAUCACCAACAUCUCAAUUUCGACAAGAUUAUUUACGUUUUUGGCCAACAGGCGAUGCUGCAAGAUAUUUAAAGCAAGGAGAUAAAAUUGGUUGGGGUAUUUUAUUUCCACAAGAAGAAGAUAGUUUAAUAGAAAAUAAUAAAGAACAAUUAAUAAUAUGUUAUUUAACAGUUAAUCGUACUGUUGGUUAUGUUCGAGUACUUUAUCAACCAAUAGGUGGUUUUUAUCCAGUUGUUAUAGCUCCACCAAAUAUUAAUCUUAUACAAAUGGAUUUUUCUGCUACACGAAUAUUAACAGAAGAUUUUACAUCUGAACAAAUUAAAGGAAUUAUUGCUGAUGCUCGACAACAAAUUGAAGAAGAAGAAGAACAACAAUUACUAAAAAGUUCAGUAUCAUUAGAUAUAAAGAGUGGUGUUAGUACACAAAUAAUAAACGAAACUUCAUCUGAUGUGAGUUCAAUAAUGCCUGAUAAUUAUGAAGAUAAUCCAUAUAAUCCAUCAGUAAAAUCAACUACUUGUAUUAUUAUCUGA
Messenger RNA from Rotaria sordida, 2424 nucleotides. The record is from the annotation of a GenBank genome assembly. Lineage: Eukaryota; Metazoa; Rotifera; Eurotatoria; Philodinida; Philodinidae.